AUGAUGGAAUACCAGAGACACUCGUUGAUUACCCGAAACGAUGACGACGACGACGACGACGACGACGAUGAAGAUGAUGAUAAUAAGAAGCGCGCUCUGGCAAAGGGUGCGAUUAUCGGCAUCGUUGUCGGUGUUGUCGCAUUUGUUGUCUUUGCUCUUGUUGCAGCCCUCUGUCUUUACCGUCUGAAGCUGAAAAGAAGGAAGAAGAGAAAUGAAAGAGACGAUUCUCAAGACAAUGAAAAGAGUAGCAGGAUUGCAAACAGAAGCAAGGUUGUCGAUGUCAGCCACAGUGUCGACAACCCCCCGGCUGUGGGCAACAAUAUUGAGACCUCAAGGGAUAUGGGCCAUCAAGACGAGAUCCACCACGAAAGGCCCAGAAAUGCGUACAACAAUGACCUUAUGGAUGCUCCCAGUCAAAUCGGCCCCCACAAUGAAAUAACACCCGCGGAGAACCUGGCUGCCAACGUUGACGCCAGGACCGAUACCCACGCUGGCGGGAGUCAGUACGAGAUGAACACUGCCAGAACCGUCAUCUCCGAAAAUCAGGGCCUAAAUAAUUUUAGAAACACGAUUAUCAGUGUCAGCAGUAUGGACGAUGAUGAUUACAAUCGCUACGACCACACACCUGAAAGGGACGGAUGCCGCGGAACCCCCAACAACCCCCGGAGUGCCAUUUAG
Molecule: messenger RNA, 678 nt
Organism: Clonostachys solani
Lineage: Eukaryota; Fungi; Ascomycota; Sordariomycetes; Hypocreales; Bionectriaceae
Source: the annotation of a GenBank genome assembly